This is a messenger RNA of Cercopithifilaria johnstoni, 957 nucleotides long. The record is from the annotation of a GenBank genome assembly. NCBI's taxonomy places the organism in Eukaryota, Metazoa, Nematoda, Chromadorea, Rhabditida, Onchocercidae.
AUGUUCGGAAGUUACGGUACGGGAAAUGGUAAUGGCAAUAAAUUGAAUUUACGAACUGAAAUCCUGGAAGGAUUAUUGGCAUCGAUGGGUGACGGAAAAAAUGCAAAAGUGAAUUUACUGAAACAAACAAUCAUGCGAAAUAAGACGGAUAUGGCGGGUGAUGCUUUUCGUUCGCUCGAUUUAAUGCGACAGGUUUUUCAAUCCGAAAUGACUAAUGAAUUUCGGCAAAUUAUUGAACGACAUUUAAGGACAACUUUUUCUCCAGCAUUGGAAAAUCUUCGGAGAAAUGGAUUGGAAGUAACAGAGGAUGAUAUCAAAUGUUUGUGCCGUAGCAUUCUUGAAGCAGCUAAAAAGCCAUUUCUCUGUGAGAAACAGAUGGAAGGUUUCUCGGAAAGAGGACUAGAAUCUCCAAAUUUUCCGGUUAGUACUGAAUCAGAUCUAGAUAGCGAAACAAGUGUUGUUAAUUAUGUCGUACAUCAUCGUUCAACAAACAUUCCUCCACGAGGAAGAAAACGUGGCCGUCCUCCUAAAACGGAUAAUCCUGGUAGAAGUACUCCGUCGUAUGUCCAAAUUAGUGAAAUGGUCACUGAAUUAGAUUUGGCCAAGUGGAAUCCGGAUCGUGUAUAUUCAUCAUCACAAUUUAUCCUUAUAUCAAAAUUUUCCCGAAUGCUGAUGUUGCGCAAUUAUCAAGAGUUACUCAUGAGAUAUCCAACUAUUUUCCGGUACAGUGGUGAUGAGAUGGAUCGAAAAUGGCUGAUCAAAAAUGGACUUACAACUCGAUUAAAUGGGAAAAUUUACUUGGUGUUGCUGAAUGAUGCAGCUGAAAUUGCCAGCGCAGAAGGACUUUCAUGUGUGGUUGAUGUUUUGAAAUGCUUCGCGUUUUGCGUACCGCCAUCAAUGAUUCUGAAAAUGAAGCAAGAAAUGCGAAAAGUUUUCGAUACUUCAAAAAGCGGUUAA